Salvelinus fontinalis (brook trout) is the source of this 7154-nucleotide messenger RNA. RefSeq names its product vascular endothelial growth factor Ab (gene vegfab). Gene Ontology annotation, biological process: positive regulation of angiogenesis; induction of positive chemotaxis; sprouting angiogenesis. NCBI's taxonomy places the organism in Eukaryota, Metazoa, Chordata, Actinopteri, Salmoniformes, Salmonidae. Gene Ontology annotation, molecular function: growth factor activity; vascular endothelial growth factor receptor 1 binding; heparin binding. Gene Ontology annotation, cellular component: membrane. The record is from RefSeq and is a predicted model, not a curated record. The transcript has 7 exons. Bases 677 to 1291 code for a protein of 204 amino acids.
UCACCCUGGGCUUCCAAUCCCUCUGUGCUGCACGACAAUUCGACAGUAUAUUCGCCGCUCGAGAGACGGAACCAGGGGGACACGUUGUAGACCUCCAAAACUAUUUUACGGUGAUGCGUUAGCGACAGUAGGGUAGAUGAGAGCUGGGAUCACUCAAACCAGGAGAACGCGAAAUUAAACCGCAGUUAAUGUCAUGUUUGGAAGUUUGACAGAUCUCGUAAAACAGAGUAUAUUCUUUGAAUGUUAUUGUAAUUCUGGGGUUGACAUACAGUAGGAGUGGGAGUUUCUGUAAUCGCAUGUCCCCCUUAUCCAAUGGACACGCAUUGGAGACCCCUGGUACACCAAGUAGACCUAUGAAAUUACUUCUGUAAUGUGGAUUGCAAUUUUAUUUGAAAAAAAUAAAGGUCUACUUCAGAACAAUGUGAGAAGAUACGCGUCCUGGAUUUUCAUGUUUCUGGAUAUCUUGAAAAUUAUUGGCAACAGCUGAAAGUCGCUAUGCUCAAGGGAUUUCUGCUCAGGUGUCUUGCCUGCUCCGACAGUGGGACCAAAAUGGAUUUGACGCCACUGCAACCCCCCGUCCCCCAUUAACAGAAGUUCUAACAGUUCUUACACGUUGUUAUUAAACUACGGUUUUAAAUUUGACAAAUGCUUUGGAAGAAAUCGCAAGACGACCCGCAUGGAUUUUAAAUCGACAUUUGCAUUUGGAAUUUCAAUCAUGAACUUUGUUGACAGUUUAAUAACCUUAUUUCUCCUGACGCUUCUGUAUUUGUCAGCUGUCAAGAGUGCCCACAUACCGAAAGAAGGAUGGAGGAUUUCGCAUGACGGCGCCCCAGGCUACAAUGUUUUUAGUGCUUCAGUGCAGAAGGUACCAAGCUUUGUGGGGCUGAGAGAGGGAUUGAAAGAGGGAGUCAGUACAGAAGCAUACCAGAGCCACAGUGAGAGAGGAAAUGAGAGAGACACCUUGAUGGUGAUAUCCUUCAUGGAGGUGUACAAUAAGAGCCUAUGUCAGCCCAGGGAGCUGCUGGUAGAGAUCGCACAGGAGUACCCAGAGGAGGUAGAACAUAUCUUCAUCCCAUCCUGUGUGGUGCUGACGCGCUGCGCAGGCUGCUGCAACGAUGAGAUGCUAGAGUGCACGCCAACCUCCACGCAUAACAUGACCAUGGAGAUAAAAAGAAUAAAACCCCAAAGGCAGGAAAAUGACAUCUUUAUGAGUUUUACAGAACACAGUGCAUGUGAAUGCAGGCCAAAGAAAGAAGUGAAAGAACAGAGACAAAAUUUCAUGGCCCUUUGAGCUCUCAGGUGAGACACACGGAAAACCCCAAGAAUGCUUCACCCAGGUGAAUAAGUGACACCUGAUGAGGUCAAUGUCCUCUGCUCCUGUCAUCUAAUGUUGUUUUAUAUACACCUGCUGCUCCUUACGUUCCUUUGUUACAUUACUCUGUUUACAUUCCUUCUCUCUGUACCUGCCUUCAACUUCUUAUGGCUGGGGGCAGUAUUAAGUAGCUUGGAUGAAUAAGGUACCCAGAGUAAACUGCCUGCUACUCAGGCCCAGAAGCUAAGAUAUGCAUAUUAUUAAGUAGAUUUGGAUAGAAAACACUCUGAAGUUUCUAAAACUGUUUGAAUGAUGUCUGUGAGUAUAAUAGAACACAUAUGGCAGGCAAAAACCUGGGGGAAAUUCCAACCAGAAAGUGGGAAAUCUGAGGUUUGUAGGUUUGCCUAUCCAAUAUACAGUGUCUAUGGGGUCAUAUUGUACUUCCUACGGCUUCCACUAGAUGUCAACAGUCUUUAGAACCUUGUUUGAUGCCUUCUUCUACUGUGAAGGAGGGGGUAAUAAGAGCUGAUUGAGUCAGGGGUCUGGCAGAGUGCCACGAGUUCACUCAGGCGCACCCCCGUGAGAGUUAGCUGUGUUCCAUUCCAUUUCUACAGACAAAGUAUAUAUUAUUGAAGAUUUAUGUUAAAAACAUCCUAAAGAUUGAUUCAGUACAUCGUUUGACAUGUUUCUACUAACUGUAAUGGAAUUUUUCGACUUUUCGUCUGGCUUUGGCGUCAUGAAUUUCGAUUUUUGAACUAAAAGCGCGAACAAAAACGAGGUAUUUGGACAUAAAUUAUGGACUUUAUCGAACAAAACAAACAUUUAUUGUGGAACUGGGAUUCCUGGGUGUGCAUUCUGAUGAAGAUCAUCAAAGGUAAGUGAAUAUUUAUAAUGCCAGUUCUGACUUCUGUUGACUCCACAACAUGGCUUGUUUUUGUGUCUGAGCACCGUACUCAGAUUAUUGCAUGGUGUGCUUUUUCUGUAAAGUUUUUUUGAAAUCUGACACAGCGGUUGCAUAAGGAGAAGUAUAUCUUUAAUUCUGUGCAUAACACUUGUAUCUUUUAUCAUUGUUUAUUAUAAGUAUUUCUGUAAAUUGAUGUGGCUCUCUGCAAAAUCACCGGAUGUUUUCGAGGCACAACAUUACUGACCAUAACGGGCCAAUGUAAACUGAGAUUUUUGGAUAUAAAUAGGAACUUUAUCGAACAAAACAUACAUGUAUUGUGUAACAUGAAGUUCUAUGAGUGUCAUCUGAUGAAGAUCAUCAAAGGUUAGUGAUUCAUUUUAUCUCUAUUUCUGCUUUUUGUGACUCCUCUCUUUGGCUGGAAAAAUGACUGUGUUUUUCUGUGACUAGGUACUGACCUAACAUAAUCAGAUGGUGUGCUUUCGUCAUAAAGCCUUUUUGAAAUCGGACACUGUGGUGCGAUUAACAACAAGUUUAUCUUUAAAAUGUUGUAAAAUACUUGUAUGUUUGAGGAAUUUUAAUUUGGAGAUUUCUGUUGUUUGAAUUUGGCGCCCUGCACUUUCACUGGCUGUUGUCAAGUCGAUCCCGUUAACGGGAUCUCAGCCAUAAGAAGUUUAAGUAUGUCUCAGGGUUCAUUUCUUUACUUAUGUUUUACAGGAUCUUGUGAUGUGUAGAUAACUGUGUGUUUUUAGAAACAAGGUCGGUCAGAUAUCAUUACUGACCGACCUUAUACUCACAGACAUCAUUCAAACAGUUUUAGAAACUUCAGAGUGUUUUCUAUCCAAAUCUACUUAAUAAUAUGCAUAUCUUAGCUUCUGGGCCUGAGUAGCAUUUUUGUGUGUGUUUAUGGGUCUAGCUUUAGUGGAUUUCUUGUUUUUGUUCAACUGAUUUUUCAGUUGGGAUUGUGUAGUUGUCCUAUUGCCUAAACCUACACCUACAGGAUACGAGGGUCUUUGGUUGUAUUUAGGUUUUAUAUGUCAUGUGUCCAGCGGUAUAGAUAAGGGUUUGUUUCUGAGACCCUAUCUGACCGACCUUGUUUUAACCAUUUAUGAGUCUGAAGGCUGAUGGCUUUAGUGCUCCCUGCCAACAUGUUUCUACACUGAGAUGCCCCAGGGGACAUUCAACUCUUGUUUUUGAUGCUACCGUGCUUUACUGUUUGCUCAACUUUUACAUCUGACCAUGCUGUGGUGACGGCAGGGCUGGAUUAAGAAAUCAUAGGCCCUGGGGCUUAGAUAUUUUCUUGGGCACCCCUCCCGUUUUCAUAUGUGUACACCCGCUUGCAAGUACACACGUUUUUAUGAGCCUAAUAAAGAUGUAAUUUAACUGUGAAACUUUUAAAAUAAAAAUGUAUCCGCCUCUUGGCACAUAUGAAAGCAGGGGGUUCCUUUUAACAUGAGUCUUCAAUAUUCCCAGUUAAGAAGUUUUAGGUUGUAGUCAUUAUAGGAAUUAUAGGACUAUUUAUCUCUAUACCAUUUGUGUUUCAUAUACCUUUGACUAUUGGAUGUUCUUAUAGGCACUAUAGUAUUGCCAGCCUAAUCUCGGGAGUUGAUAGGCUUGAAGUCAUAAACAGCGCUGUGCUUCAAGCAUUGCGAAGAGCUGCUGGCAAACGCAGGAAAGUGCUGUUUGAAUGAAUGCUUACGAGCCUGCUGCCUCCUACCACCGCUCAGUCAGACUGCUCUAUCAAAUAUCAAGUCAUAGACUUAAUUAUAAUAUAAUAAAUAUGGUCAAAUCCGGAAACUAUAAUUUCGAAAACAAAACGUUUAUUCUCUCAAUGAAAUACGGAACCGUUACGUAUUUUAUCGAACGGGUGGCAUCCAUAAGUCUAAAUAUUGCUGUAACAUUGCACAAUCUUCAAUGUUAUGUCAUAAUUAUUUAAAAUUCUGGCAAAUUAAUUAUGGUCUUUGUUAGGAAGAAAUGGUCUUCACACAGUUCGCAACGAGCCAGGCGUCCCAAACUGCUGCAUAUACCCUGACUCUGAUUGCACAGAACGCAAGAGAAGUGACACAAUUUCCCUAGUUAAUAUUGCCUGCUAACAUGAAUUUCUUUUAACUAAAUAUGCAGGUUUAAAGAAAUAUACUUGUGUAUUGAUUUUUCAAAGUCAUUGAUGUUUAUGGUUAGGUACAUUGGUGCAACGACAGUGCUUUUUUCGCGAAUGUGCUUGUUAAAUCAUCACCCAUUUGGCGAAGUAGGCUGUGAUUCGAUGAUAAAUUAACAGGCACCUCAUUGAUAAUAUGCAACGCAGGACAAGCUAGUUAAACUAGUAAUAUCAUCGUUUUUUAUAAGAUAAGUUUAAUGCUAGCUAUCAACUUACCUUGGCUCCUUGCUGCACUCGCAUAACAGGUGGUCAGCCUGCCACGCAGUCUCCUCGUGGAGUGCAAUGUAAUCCGCCAUAAUCAGCGUAAAAAAAUGCUGAUUACCGAUUGUUGAAAAUUGAAAUCACCCCUAAUUAAUCGGCCAUGCCGAUAGUAGUUAGUCACAGUGGUGUUAAUGAUGGUACAAAAGAUCUCUGAAGAUCAAUGGGCUUGAUCAGUCAUCCUAUGGAAGCUAACUCUAGUCUAGGUUCACCCAAUCAUUGUACGGAAAUGUUCCUUUGUCACAUUUUGUUAUAUACCCUGCAUCUGUUAAAUCUGCUGAAUUUAUACACUACCUGGAGCUCAUUGUACUGUUAUAUCAAACAACUUAAACAGGCAGAUCUCUCAAGAUUGACUUUGAAAUUGGACGUCUGUCAGUGUCCUGAGGGUGUCGGGAAAUGCCUUCAAAACCGGACACUAGGCAACAGUCCUACUUGGGCAACAGUGGGCGCUAUUACCAUCAAUUAGGCUUGGGAUUUGAUAGGGUGUUGUGGACGGGGGUGGUGGAUAACCGUCAUCCUAUGACUCCAGAUCAAAAGGUUGCAUGUUGCAUGAGUGGUGGACCCUCAUUUGUUAUUUUAUUCCCAUCCAAAACCUUAACCCUUCGAAAUGUGACGUUUGGAACAACUUCGAAUUUUUGAGAAGUGCAAAACGUCUAAUUAUGCAGUGAGCUUGUUGAGUUCCAUCAGCCAAGACUGGUGACCCAGAUUAGUUGAAAGAGAACUAGGCUGACUUAUAGUUUUCAUGACAUUGUCAGCUAAUCCAUCUAUGUGCACGCUUAAAAGGCAUUUGCCUCAUGGAGCGCAACACAUCUCCUUCGCAUAGAGUUGAUCAGGUUGGUUGAUUGUGGCCUGUGGAAUGUUGUCCCAUUCCUCUUCAAUGCCUAUGCAAAGUUGUUGUUUUUGGUGGAAACUGGAACACGUUGUCGUACACGUUGAUCCAGAGCAUCCCAGACAUGCUCAAUGGGUGACGUGUCUGGUGAGUAUGCAGGCCAUGGAAGAACUGGAACAUUUUCAGCUUCCAGAUGAUGGCGGUGGAUGAAUGGCACGACAAUAAGCCUCAGGAUCUCGACACGAUUUCUCUGUGCAUUCAAAUUGCCAUUGAUAAAAUGCAAUUGUGUUCGUUGUCCGUAGCUUAUGCCUGUCCAUACCAUAACCCCACCGCCACCAUGGGGCACUCUGUUCACAACGUUGACAUCUGCUAACCGCUUGCCCACACUACACCAUACAUGCUGUCUGCCAUCUGCCCGGUACAGUUGAAACCGCGAUUUAUCUGUGAAGAGCACACUUCUCCAGCGUGCCAGUGGCCAUCGAAGGUGAGCAUUGUCCCACUGAAGUCGGUUACGACGCCGAACUGCAGUCAGGUUAAGACCCUGGUGAGGACGACGAGCAUGCAGAUGACAUUCCCUGAGACGGUUUCUCAGAAAUGCUUAGGUUGUGUAAACCCACAGUUUUAUCUGCUGUCCGGAUGGCUGGUCUCAUAUCAUCCCUCAGGGGAAGAAGCAGGAUAUGGAGGUCCUGGGCUAGCGUGGUUACACGUGGUCUGCGGUUGUGAGGCCGGUUGGACAGACUUUCAAAUUCUCCAAAACUACGUUGGAGACGGCUCAUGGUAGAGAAAUGAACAUUCAAUUCUCUGGCAACAGCUCUGGUGGACAUUCCUACAGUCAGCAUGCCAAUUGCGGGCUCCCUCAAUUUGAGACAUCUGUGGCAUUGUGUUGUGACAAAACUGUACAUUUUAGAGUGGUCUUUUAUCGUCCCCAGCACCAGGUGCACCUGUGUAAUGACCAUGCUGCUUAAUCAGCUUCUUUAUAUGCCAUACCUGUCAGGUGGAUUGAUUAUCUUGGUAAAGGAGAAAUGCUCACUAACAGGGAUGUAAAUUAAUUUGUGCACAACAUUUUAGAGAAAUAAGCUUUUUUGUGCAUAUUAAACAUUUCUGGGAUCUUUUAUUUCAGCUCAUGAAACAUGAGACCAAUGCUUUACAUGUUGCGUUUAUAUUUUUGUUCAGUAUAGUUUACAUGUUGUCAACAAUCUAAGCCAACCCUGUCCAUUUUGCCCCAUAGUUGCACAAGUGCCGGUUUUGUUGCUAAACAACCAACCCAUCUAUAGUCCAGUAUCCAUUUGGGAAUGUUAAGAGUAGCUGAGGUAGUGUUUUGGCCAAAAAAAACAGCUAAACUUAAAUAUUAAACGUGUGAAAACCUUUCUUUUUGGUCUAAGAAUGUCUAGAAGCCAGUGUUCUUUUGAUAAUUUAUUUUGCUACAACAGUGACAAAGUUUUAACUUCUAGAUUCAUGGGCCGUUCUGGCUCGGACAAGGCUUACUUGUCCAAUUCUUAUUUACUAGAUUUAUUGAGACCAUUUGAUUCUAUUUCAGUCCAUUCUCUCACUCCUAUAGCCUCUGUGUGAAUGAACGAUCUAUUGAUCGAUUGAUUUGAUUUACUGACUAACUGAACUCGGAACUCUCUAUUGGGUUGAUAUGUGUCUCUUUUCCUCCUCCUCUCAGAUGUAUCAGUGUUGUUGUGCUUCUUUCUCUUUU